Messenger RNA from Closterium sp. Naga37s-1, 5730 nucleotides. Lineage: Eukaryota; Viridiplantae; Streptophyta; Zygnematophyceae; Desmidiales; Closteriaceae. The record is from the annotation of a GenBank genome assembly.
AUGUUAGGAUUCGUAGCCAAAUCCAUGGAUCGCCAAUACGAGUACUUGCAAGACCAGGAGGGUGGCGGCUUCGCGUCAGGCUGGCCUGCCACCGACCAAGUGCCAGGUCAGCAACAACCACAUUCCUCACUGCCAGGUCAGCAGCAAUCGCAGCCCGGCGAUCAAGGGUUUCUAGACGCCAGUAACGAUCGGCCAGCUGGCCAGGAGGGUCCGGGUCUCUCGGGUCGACCAGCGGGAGGAAUGGUUUCCGCGGAAUAUGCGGACGAGGGGCAACCCGCUGGAGGCGGAAUCGGCGGGAGCGGUUCCGGCGGUGGAACCGGUGCGGGGUUCGCGGGGAAAGGCGUUGCUGGGGGAGCGUCCGCUGCCGGGGGAUGCUCCGCCGCUGGCGGAGGUUCCGCCUCUCGUGGAGAAUCGUCUCUCGCGCGCAUACUGUCGCUGGAAGAGCUAUCUACCGGGGAACUACGGUUCGGGAGACACGCGGAGUUGGAUUCCGCAGUGGGGAAGGCGCGGGAAGGAGCUUCGGGGGGAGCUGCGGGGGGACUGGGGGAAGGGAGAGCGGACCAGGCGGCAGCUGGGGGGGGCUUGCCUGUUGUGACUGUAACGGGAGAGGAGCGGAGGAGGAUGGUGGCGGCGUUGAGGGAUGGUCGAGAUCGUGCAAGGGAUCGGACUCGACAUCUGCAGGACGCCCUAUCACGUCUCGACACGUGGCUCAACGGUGUGAGCAUGAGGAGGCGCGUGGGCAGGGGCGACGGAGCCAACGCUGCAGUUGGUGGUGCUGCUGUCAGUGCUGGCGGCGCGAGCGGGGCAGCUGGGACGCCAGGGGAUAACAGCCGAAGCAGUGGCAGCGCGGGGGAUGGUGCUGCUGGGGUUGGAGUUGGAGCAGGGGGGGGAGGGGCUGCUGGUGGUGGUGGGGGAGGAGGGGGAGGAGGGGGACGGACAGGGCCGGGGCACUCGAAAGCUGGGGGUGGCGCGAACCGGCAUGCGUGCACAUUGUCGUUAAUUAGUUUGUUCUGUCUAUCAACAGAGGAGUCUAUUCAGCAGUUCUGUCGUCAUCCUCCAAUGCGCCCUGUCUCUCCUCUCUCCCCACAUCUGCUCGCCCCACCUCCUUUCCACCACCAGUCAAACCACGAAAACGCCUCGGAUCAAAAGCACCUCGCAGGGUCUGGCGCAGCAGCAGGAGGAGCAGCAGGGGCAAGCGGACACGAGGGGCAGCAGCAGCACAGAAAGAUGAAGGGCAAGCGAUCCCGCCCCAAGGCAGAUGUUGCAGGGACUGCAACUGCAGCAGGAGGGAGUGUCAACGGCGUAGUAACAGACUCUCUUGCUGCUGGUACUGGUACUGGUGCUGCCGGUGGUGGUGCUGGUGGUGGUGCUUCUGCUGCAGCAACAGGCGCGGGAGGGGGGCUCAAGCGGUCCCUUUCGAGCUCUUCGCACAAGCCUGGAGGCUCGGCAGCAGGCUCGGGCUCAGGCUCGCCGGGGGGAGUGGUGGGGGAGGAGGGGGAGGAGGGGGAGGCUCGUCUGUGCCUGGAAGCCCGCUUCAGGGGGAGGAAAAUGCGCCUAAGAGCAGUGGAGGCGGAGGGGGAGGGGGAGGCGGAGCGGGGAUCACUAAAGGACGAGCGACCCGCGGUCCUAGGACGUUGGGCGGGGGCGAUAAGGCAGGCGCGGGCGGAGUGGGAAAUGCAGGUGCAGGGGGGGGGAGGGGGAGGAGGAGCGGCGGUGAGAAAGGUGGGAGGGGGAGCAGCAGAUAGGAAAGGGGCGUUUGGCGCACGAGCUGCUUCCCCUGCUCAUUCCGUGCAGUCUGAACGAGAGGGCGGAGGGGAUGGGGCUGGAUUGUGGGAUCAGCCGCAUCAGCCGCAUCACCAGCAGCAGCAUCAGCAGGGUAAUCAGUCAGGGCUCCCCCCUACUAGCAGGGGGAGAAAGCCAGGCAAGCUGCAUAAAGCAGGAGCGGCAGGGGGAGGAGGAGGAGUUGGCGGAGCAGGGGGAGGAGCAGGGGGUGGGUCAGGGGGCAUUGGCGCAGCAGCAGCAGGGGGAGCAGGGGGAGGGGGAGCGGGAGCUGGCUUAGGUAUGGCUAUGUCCCCGUUAGGGUCUGUGGGGGUGAGUGAAGGGGGUGGGGAAGGGGACGAGGAGGGGUAUGGGGGGGAGGAGAUGGAUGGGGAAGGGGGUGGGGGUGGGCGGGAGGGAGGGGGACUUUGGCCGACAGAGAGUGGGAGUGUGGGGGGGCAUUUGGGGGGCGCGGGGGAGAGCUUAGGGGGAGCGGGGGGAGGGGCGGGGGGGGAAGCAGGGGGCUUGUCGGAGGUCCAGUCCCGAGGCACGGGAUUGGCUAAAGUGCGGAGAAAGGACAAAAAGGGCAAGCUGGGGAGAGUGAGAGAGAAAACAGAGGGAGGAGGGGGGGUAGUGAAGGAGGAAGGGGGAGGUGGAGGAGGGGGAGGGGCGGGAGGGGCGGAUGGGGUGAGGCGACAGGGGAGGACGGGGAGAUUAGUGGCUGCUGGGGGGUUGAGAUUGAAGAAAGAAGCCGUGUCUAGCAUGGGGAGUGAAGGGGCGGACGAUGGUGGGGUGCUGGGUAGUGGUGCUGGUGGCUCUGGUGGUGCUGGUGGUGCUGCCUCUGCUGCGGGUGGAGGUGGCAGUGGCGGUGGUGGGAGUGGUGGGGGUGGAGCAGGCGGGGUGGUUGGAGUGGCGAAUAACGUGAAGCAGAUCCGCACCUCUCGCCUGGGAUUGGACAAAGGAGAGAGGGGCGGCAGGGUGGACAGGCGCAAUGCAGCCAACAGGGUGCAGAGGCGCAUGCAUGCAGACAGCCCAAUGGAGGAAUCCGGUGAUUCGGACGAUGAUGCGGAGGAGCUAUCAAAUGCGAUACAGGCAGCCAUGAAUACAGGAGCUGCAGCAGCGUCCAGCCCCUUCUGGAAAGCCGUUGAGCCAUUCUUCCACUUCCCUGCCCCAGAGGACCUUGCGAGACUGAGGCAGAUGUCACAGAGGGAGCAGCAGGUGCAAGAGAUGGACUUACAGACCCCACCCCACCACAGGCAUCCCAGUGCUUGCAGCCGCAAUCAAUCCCAUCUUUUCCCUCUCCAUCCCAAUUUACGAUUCUCUUCCCUCUCCAUCUGUGUGCUUGUGCAGUCUGGAGCAACAGAGGGAGCAGCAGCCGGUGCUGCUGGUGUUGAUUCCGCAGCAGCCAGUGCUGCUGGUAACUGCGCCCUACAUGCUCUUCCCCCUCUCAUGGCUGUAACACCUGCUGGUGGUAACCGCUCGCCCGCAGGCGGGCUGGAAGGGGCGGGAGGAGGUUUGGAUGGAGGUUUGGGAGGGGGUGGGAGGGAGUGGGGAGGAGUGGUUGGUGAGUCGAUGGUGAAUCGGCUGCUGUCUGCUUUGAUUGACUGCCCCCGGCAGGGCGGGGGCAAGGAGGGUGGGUGUGACGGAGGGGAGUGUAAGGAUGAUGAAGAGGAGGAGGACGAGGAGGAGGAGGAGGAAGAGGUUGAUUUCGGUCGAAUUAGAAACAGCCAAUCAAACAGCUGGCAGCCCAACAGUGGGCAGAUUUGGGCGCAGAUGGAAGGGGGGAGGGGGCCAGGGGGAGGGCUGUUGGGGGGGGGAGGGGGAGAGAGGGGGAGUGGGGGAGGAGGACCGCUGAGUGCGGAGGAGUGGAGAGGGAUGGGGCUGGAAGCAAGGGUGCGACUGGAGUUGGCUCAUGUGGGACUGCUGCGCGUGCACGGGCUACAGGAGGCGCAGCGGCAGGACGAUGAGAUCAGUGCCAGCCUUCGCAUUUCCCACAGACGACUGCAAGUUAAGGCGCAGCACAACCAGCACAAGGCAGCGUAUUUGGAAGAGGUGGUGGCAUCAAGGCGACUGGAGGAAGAAAGGAGCUGCGAGAAGCUGGUAGUGGAUCGGCUGCUGGAGAUGGCAUAUGCCAGACGAACGGGUCUCAAGAUGGCGGGAGCAGCGGGCACCAUCACCAAGGGCGCUGGGUCCUCCCUCAAGCUCGCCCGCCAGUCCGCCGUCCACUUUGUGCGCCGCGCCCUGCAGCGCGCCGACCAAUGGCACGCCGGCACGCUGCUGCCGCACCUGCAGCGCGUGCACCCGGACCUACAGCCCUCGCCGAGCCUGCUCGCCGAGCGCAGCCCGCUGCCAUGGACGCCCGGGCCUGGCGGUGUGGGUACUCCUGGAUUGGGAGGGGUGGGGAGGAGUUCUGGUGUGGUGACAACCCCAGGGGGGACACUAAGUGCCCAUGGUGCUGCUGCUGGUGCUGCUGGCGCUGCUGGUGGUGCUGGUGCAGGUGGUUUGGACGGUUCUGGGACAGGUUUAUCUGGUGCAGGCGCCUCUGCCCCUGGCCUCCUCUCCCUGUUCAACCGCCAGAGACUCGCACUCUUCCCCCCGUCCCCACCCCGCCCUCCCAUCCCUCUCUCCUUCGCUCCCACCGCCACCACCACUGCAGCAGCAGCUGCUGUCGCUGCUGCAGGUGCUGAUGACACCGCAAUGGGAGGGGAAUCGCCAGCACUGGAAAUCGCUGGUCUGAGUCCCCUGCGCGGGGCUGGGGCUGGUGGUGGUGGUGAAGAGGGUGGUGCAGGAGGGGCAGGAGGGGGAGGCGUGCGAGAGGCAGAGGCGGAUAGUCUGGUGGCGUCGAUGCUCAUUGCUGGGUCACCCUGUGACAGCUUCAGGGAAGGUGCGUGGCUUAGUGGCCUUCUAGAUCCACACUCACGCACAAAUUUGCGGCGAAGCGAGAGCAGGGGGGAGCGCAUGGGAGCAAUGGCAGGACCAGGCGGUGAUGCUUUGGAGGGGUCGUUCAGACACAAGGAGAGAACCGCUCGACUGGAGGAUGUAUUUGGUGCAGGUGGUAGCCCGAAUGAUGCUGUUGGUGCCGGUGCCACUGGUGCUGGUGGUGCUAGGGGUGCAGCAGGCGCGUCAGCAGCAGCAGGAGCAGGAGGAGGAGCGUCUAGAGGAGGGUUUUCUGGGGCAGGAGCAGCAGGGGGAGGAGCAGGGGGAGGGGUUAGUGGGGGGCCGGUACCUCUACUCCCAGGGAACAUCAAGCGGAAAAGAACAGACCGGGACAACCUGGAUUUCACCAAAGGGGGUUCCCCUGCCAGGCGCACAGGCGAGGGGGGGUCAGCAGGGGCCACCCCUACUGGUGCCCGGUCGAGCCUUGCCGGGGGAGGGGAGGGAGCGGGAGGGGGUGGCGGAGGGGAGAGGAAGAAGGGGCGGUGGCGGCAGCACCGGGUGGGGGGAGGGCAGAGAGGGGCAGGAGGGCAGGCUGCAACCCCCCCUGUGGCUACCCCGCCGGGUCACGAUUCAGGGGGCCUUGAUCCCUCUGGUACUGCUGCUGCUGCUUCUGGGUGGGAGGGAGCAGGAGACUUUGAUUCUAAGCCUCUUGGGUCUUCUCCGGGGGAUUUUUUCGCACCUGGGUCGAGCCUCACGCAUGGUAUACAACUUGGGAAGCGGUCGAGAGGCUCGGGAGUUGGUCCGGGGAAGUCGGGCAAGAGAAAAGCCUCGGCGGAUGAGUUCCCGGACCUGGAUCCAAACCGGAACGCCAUGCCUACGACGCCCCAGCCGGAGCUGGAGCAGGUGGUGGAGCUGGAUAACCUGGCGGCAGGCUCGGUGUUUGGUUCGGCGAUGCCGGAGCUGGGGGUGCAGGGGGAUGACUUUGGUGGAUGGCUGGCGGGAUUGCCGAACGAUGAGCUGCUAAUGGGGGAAGAUCUUGGGGGUCUCGAUGGGCUUGCGGUCCCAACAGAUAAUUUGGCGGAUCUUGGCUUUUAG